Molecule: messenger RNA, 1317 nt
Organism: Tripterygium wilfordii
Lineage: Eukaryota; Viridiplantae; Streptophyta; Magnoliopsida; Celastrales; Celastraceae
Product: derlin-1-like
Exons: 7
Coding region: 161-901 (246 amino acids)
Biological process (GO): endoplasmic reticulum unfolded protein response
Cellular component (GO): Hrd1p ubiquitin ligase ERAD-L complex; endoplasmic reticulum membrane
Molecular function (GO): misfolded protein binding; ubiquitin-specific protease binding
Source: RefSeq, a predicted model, not a curated record
AAGAAAGAACCAGCAAAAUACAGAAGCUUCUGGGUCAAAAGCACCACCUCUAAUUCUAUUUCAUUUAUAUUGCUCGUUUUAAAUCACAAUCGUUUAUCGAAGCAAAAAAAUCUACGAAGAAGAUCCAAAGCCAGGCGGUUCUUUUCAGCUCUACGCUUCCAUGUCGUCCCCUGCUGAAUUUUACCACUCUCUUCCACCCAUAAGCAAGGCUUAUGGGACAUUGUGCGUGCUAUUUACUGUAGCAUAUCAGAUUGGACUAUACAAUCCAAAGAAUAUCGCACUGAUAUAUGAACAUGUGUUCUUCAACUUUCAGGUGUGGAGGCUGAUUACGAAUUUCUUUUUCCUUGGUGGGUUUUCUGUCAAUUUCGGAAUUCGGUUGUUGAUGAUUGCAAGAUAUGGUGUUCAAUUGGAGAAAGGACCCUUUGAAAGGCGUACAGCUGAUUUCUUAUGGAUGAUGAUAUUUGGAUCAUUGACACUACUAGUAUUAUCUGCCAUCCCUAUAUUUCGGUCCAGUUUCUUAGGGAUAUCACUUGUCUUUAUGCUUGUUUAUGUCUGGAGUAGAGAAUUUCCAACGGCCAAUAUCAACAUAUAUGGCCUUGUGACCCUGAAGGCAUUUUAUCUACCGUGGGCAAUGCUUGCUUUGGAUGUUAUCUUUGGUUCUCCUCUUAUACCAGAUCUGCUGGGAAUUAUCGCAGGACAUCUAUAUUACUUUCUGACAGUGUUGCACCCUCUUGCAACUGGAAAGAACCUAUUGAAGACUCCAAUGUGGGUACGUAAACUUGUUGCGAGGUGGAGAAUAGGAGCUGUAGCUCAGACUAACACCCGCUCCCAGUCCCAGCCUGACCCAGUCAGGAGUACUGGUGGUGCUUUCACAGGAAGAUCAUAUCGACUUGGUGGAUGAUUAUACUCCUGUUACACCCUCAGCCUUAAUUCAUACGCCUCCUUUCCGUCUGGAUCAGCAAGUUUUCCAAUGACACCCCAGACAAUUGAGUAGAGAAACAUGCAAAGCUAGAAAAUUGUCAAAAUCAUUUUGUUGUAAUCCAUUAGUUUUCAGUGGGGCACUGCCCCGAUGCUAUGUUUUGAUUUCAACGAGUUACUCUUGAUUUUGGUGAAUUGCCACAACAAUUACUUCUUGUGUCGUACUCUCUUGCACUCAACCUGUUGAUGCAGAGAGGAGAAAAAACAUGAAAAUUGUAAGGGCUAGUAUUUUCUCUAAAGCUUAUGAAUCUGUAAUCAAAAGUAUGAACUAUACUUGACAUUAGUAGGAACAUGAAGUUCAUGGUUGCAUCUUGACAUUGUAACCAAGUUCAAGGAAAA